Molecule: messenger RNA, 1059 nt
Organism: Neoarthrinium moseri
Lineage: Eukaryota; Fungi; Ascomycota; Sordariomycetes; Amphisphaeriales; Apiosporaceae
Exons: 1
Coding region: 1-1059 (352 amino acids)
Biological process (GO): mRNA splicing, via spliceosome
Cellular component (GO): precatalytic spliceosome; catalytic step 2 spliceosome; U2 snRNP
Molecular function (GO): RNA binding
Source: RefSeq, a predicted model, not a curated record
AUGAACCAGAUCCGCCAGAUCCAGGCACUCAACCGCCGCGAGCUCGAGGCCGGCAUCCACGACCCCAACGCCUCGUGGCACGCCGACUACCGCGACACGGCCUUUGUCAACUUCGGCGGCCUGCCCUUCGACAUGUCCGAGGGCGACGUGCUGACCAUCUUCAGCCAGUUCGGCGAGCCCACCUUCCUCAAGCUGGCCCGCGACAAGGAGACGGGCAAGAGCCGCGGCUUCGGCUGGCUCAAGUACGAGGACCAGCGCAGCUGCGACCUGGCCGUCGACAACCUGGGCGGCGCCGAGGUCGCCGGCCGCCUCGUCCGCGUCGACCACGCCCGCUACAAGAGCCGCGACGACGAGGACGACUCCGAGUUCCGCGUCGGCUGGGACGACAUGCGCCGCCGCGAGCGCCGGGACCGCGGCGAGAAGAGCGAGAGCGACACCGAGGCCGACGGCGACGACAGGGACAAGGACGACGAGGAGCAGCGCAGGGCCCGCCGUCCCAUGCUCAAGGAGGAGCGCGAGCUGGCCCUGCUGAUGCAGGACCACGACGACGACGACCCCAUGAAGGCGUUCCUGAUCGAGGAGAAGAAGAAGGAGGUCGAGGACGCGCUGAGGAAGGAGGAGCGCAGGGAGAAGAAGCACAGGCACCACCACCACCACCACAGCCAUCGGCACCACCGCGGCCACCGGCCGCGCAGGGACGACGCCGACGGCGACGAGGGCCGCGACAGAGACCGGCCUAGGAGAUCCAGGCGAGACGAGACGCCCGUCGCUGACGACCGGCGGAAAGAGGCGACGCCCGAAGCCGCAGCCCGGGAUAAGGACAGAGAAAGGCACCGGGAUAGGGACCGAGAGCGCGACCGGAGGCGGCGCGACGACGAUGGGGACGGGGAGCGGCGGCGGGAGAAGGAUCGUCGGAGGGACCACGACGGCAGUGAGGACCACGAGAGGCGACGGGAGCGCCGCAGGGAGCGAGAUUACAACCCGGAUGACAGAGACCGCCGAGACCGCAAGAGGUCGAGAAGCAAGUCGCCACGUUCACAUCGAGACAGCCGUAGGUAA